This is a messenger RNA of Drosophila takahashii, 372 nucleotides long. RefSeq names its product larval cuticle protein 65Ab1-like. NCBI's taxonomy places the organism in Eukaryota, Metazoa, Arthropoda, Insecta, Diptera, Drosophilidae. The record is from RefSeq and is a predicted model, not a curated record.
AUGGCUUCAGCGAAAUUGGUGGUUUUUUCUGGUCUAUUAGCCGUUAUGGCUGCCAAUUGCUUGGCAGGACUCCUAGAUGAUGUUAUACCCACCAUCAUAACUGAGUUCUACAGUCAGGCUCCAACUAAGGAGGGAUACCGCUUUAAUUCUGAGGAUCCCAAUGGCAGCAAACGGGAGGAAGUGGGGAUGAUCCUGAACCCCGGCACUGAAAAAGAGGAAGUGGUCGUGAUGGGCUCCUACUCCACCUAUGACGAGAAGUCAGAUACGGACACCGUCACCAUGUACACUGCGGACAAAAAUGGAUACAAGGCGCGUUAUCAAAUCAAGAACAGGAAACUGAGUCCUGGAGCGCUCAAGAGUGCGGCAGGAUAA